Didymosphaeria variabile is the source of this 2058-nucleotide messenger RNA. RefSeq lists its product as uncharacterized. Bases 1 to 2058 code for a protein of 685 amino acids. The record is from RefSeq and is a predicted model, not a curated record. The transcript is spliced from 3 exons. Lineage: Eukaryota; Fungi; Ascomycota; Dothideomycetes; Pleosporales; Didymosphaeriaceae.
AUGCAAUCAACCUUCUGCAGUGUGGACAUCUGGCGUCGAAGUAAGUACGACUCCCCACGGAUCUCCACGGUGGAUUCCUCGGACAGCAGUGACUCGGGGUACUUCCCCUCGCCCGAAUCAGACAAGGAGAAGAAGAGAAGGAACCGUGCCUCGAUGUCACAAGCACCGUCAAGAGCAAGGAGCCGCAGCAGGGCGCCCAGCAAUGCGCGAGGCUCCGCACCCAUUGUCGUCCCCGUCCCGCCAAAGCCUCCGCUGGAAAUCGUCCUUCCUGCCUCUCCAAGGCCACGCAGCAGAGGCCCCAUGUUCGUCGAUGCGCCGGGUCUCAGUGGGGGCAGAGGAAUGUUCAAGCGCCUGAUCGUUGCCUGUGACGGGACGUGGUUGAACAGCGAUAACGGCAUGAUCAAUGGAAAAUUAUCGAUUCCCAGCAAUGUGACCCGGAUAUCAAGAGCUAUCAAAGCAGUAAGCCAAGACGGCAUUCCUCAAAUUGUAAACUACCACUUCGGGGUCGGAUCUCAAGGCGGGCGACUGAAUCGCAUCAUUUCCGGCGCCACGGGCGAGGGGCUUGGCGAUAAUGUACGAGAAGCAUACUCCUUCCUCGCGAACAACUAUCACCCGGGCGACGAAAUUUUCCUGCUAGGGUUUUCAAGAGGAUCAUUCACUGCGCGGGCUAUUGGAGGCUUGAUAAGCGAGGUGGGCUUGUUGACGAAGAAGGGACUCAAUGCGUUGCCGGAGGUAUUUGAAGACGUACAACAUAGACGAGAUCCGAAAUACGUGCCCAAAAAUCCGGAUAUGCCGUUUCCGCACAAGCCGAGUGCAGACAGUCCGCGGUAUGCGGAUGAGCUUGAACGACGGGGGCUCACGAGGCUGGAUAUCAGGAUCAAAGUAAUCGCCGUUUGGGACACAGUCGGCAGUCUAGGCACCCCACGCUUCAACUUCCUGCAGAAGCUGGGCUUGCAGACCGCGGAAUCGAAGGAGAUGAGCUUCUACGACACAAAGCUGAGUAAUUGCGUAGAAAACGCCUUUCAAGCGCUGGCUUUGGAUGAGAAGCGGAGUGCGUUCAGCCCAGCCGUGUGGGAAAAACCGCCCGGGAAUAAAACCACGUUGAGGCAGGUCUGGUUUCCGGGCGUGCAUUCGAAUGUAGGCGGUGGCUACGACGACCAGCAGCUUGCGAAUAUCACGCUUGCGUGGAUGAUGUCGCAAUUAGCGCCAUUUCUCGACAUGCGCGAUGAGUACCUCUUCGAGCUGGAAGAGGAAAAUGAAAAGUAUUACAGGCGAGAAGGCCAAGACAUCCGCCCAUGGUCAUUUGGCGAAAUCUACAACUCCUCAACGGGCAUCUACGCGGUAGGUGGUAGCUCGCUCCGCACCCCAGGCCACUACAUGGAGUGCGACCCUUUUACCGGCCGCCCCACCGACCGCCCUCUCCAAUACACCAACGAAUACAUCCAUGCCUCAGCCCGCACGCGCACCCGCCUCGGCGGCCCUGGUGUUUCCGACAAGUCCAUCUACGAGUGUCCCGCGCUGACACAAAACUACCGCCUCGUCGUCGAGUACCCGCCCGGCCCAAACACUGACCCUGAUAUCCACUGGAAACUGAAGUGGAAAGAUCCGUUAGCGGUCAAAAUCCUGCCUGAGGCGCCGCUGUGGGGCAUAGAGAAGGAGCUAUGUAGGAGGGAUCCCGAAACGUAUGAUUAUGCGAAGAGGCCGCCGGCGACGAAGAAAGAGAAGAAAAAGUCGAGACCGAUGUCGGCUAGCGUGGCUACCCCCAAUGUCCGCUCUAGUAGAAGGAGUUUCACAGAACCCGGGGCGAGAGGUACGGCGGUGUUGGAGAAGAAGGAGAGGAGGAAUAAGAGUAAGGUGCGUACUGCCGAGUAUGAGAGGGGUGGUGUUGGGGGAAGGAGUAGAGCAGGCAGUUUCGACGAGAGAAGUACGGUUAUCAGGGAGAACAUGCCGCAUCGGAGGGAGAAGGGUAAAGCGUGGUGGGAGGGACAAAGGAGUCCGGCGCCCCCUGAGGACUUCGGUGGGGGCAGGAGUCCGAGGAGGAGCAGUAUGAGAAUUUGA